AUGGUCUGUCUCUGUUUGGGGUCCUUCUUUUCGAAGUUGUUUCACAACCGACAUCAAAAAUGUAUCCAAAAACAGGCUCAAAAAAAAGCCCAAAUCAAAGUCGAUAAAGAAACCAAACUCAAUACCGAAAUGAACCGCCAAAGUAAUGUUAUUACAGAACAAAGACUCGGAAUGAGAGAGAUUACUGAGGAGGAAUAUGAUAGAGGAAUCAUUGACUAUCGAACAUACAAACCAAUCACCAUUACCGUGAUUGAUGUCCAUGGAGUUACGCAUGUUCAGGAAGUUAUCGAUUUCAAUCCUUCGGUCUCUUUGGGUGAGGUUACACAACCAGAAAGAGUCGAGAUGGCGGGGGAAGAGCUUAGUGGAUCUCAGGAAAAAGUAGAGAUGGUAGAAGAUAAUCACACGGCUAUCACUGGGGAAUUGAAUGCAAGGGGGAGUCUGCAGAUGGUGAAAGACAACCCCACCACUAUCACCAAGGAAUCGAGUGAUAAGGAACGUUUACGAAUGGUAGAAGACAAUCACCCUUCUGUUACCGAACAAUCGAGCGACAGAGAAAGCCUACAGAUUCUAGACAACAAUCACCCCGCUAUAAUCAACGACCCAAGCGAUAAAGAAAGUCUCGAAAUGAUAGCCAUAGAUAUGAACGGUCAUGAAACCCGCAUCAGAUGGCGUGGUAUCAUGACACCAGAGCGAAAGAAAAGCUAUGAAUCUAUGCGCUAG
Botrytis porri is the source of this 720-nucleotide messenger RNA. RefSeq lists its product as uncharacterized. The transcript has a single exon. Bases 1 to 720 code for a protein of 239 amino acids. NCBI's taxonomy places the organism in Eukaryota, Fungi, Ascomycota, Leotiomycetes, Helotiales, Sclerotiniaceae. The record is from RefSeq and is a predicted model, not a curated record.